Messenger RNA from Cuscuta epithymum, 2922 nucleotides. NCBI's taxonomy places the organism in Eukaryota, Viridiplantae, Streptophyta, Magnoliopsida, Solanales, Convolvulaceae. The record is from the annotation of a GenBank genome assembly.
CUAGAAAAUACAUAAAUCAAUAAAAUAGUUACUUAAGCAAAAAAACUAAAGAAACAUACUCGUAUUAAAUUAGAUGAGGGACCAAGUAAACCUUUUUAAAUUACAAGAUGCAUAGAUGAGCUAAGGAGUCCAUACUAAGAUCUCUCACAAGCAAGAAACCUCACAUCCUUAAGGGGAAAUUCAUCAUUCGUUGAUACAAAUAUUGCUCGAAACGUGGGUUAAAUUUAUCAUCUCCAACGUUGUCUACUCAUCAUUCAGGUGAAGCGGCGGCGCUGAUGGCUGGCAUUCAAGGCGGCGUAGGACUACCGCAUGCAGGAGGGACGGCGGCGCUGAUGGCGGGGAAUCAAGGUGGCGGAGGACAACUGCGUGCGGCAGAAAAGCCGCUGCUGACGUAUAUUCAAGUGGAGAGGGGAGUGGAUUUUCCCAAGGAUUUAGUGGAUGUGACGGUGGAGGUGAAGGUGGAAGAGUACGUGGGGAAGGGCACACUCGUGGGCGGCGACAAGGUGGCGAAGGCGGUGCUGAUAUGCUUUCCCGACAGAGUCCAGAGCUGGUUAUUCCAGGUGAAGGUGGUCGGUAAAGACAAAAAAGUGGAGGGUUCCACGCAGCUGGAUUACCGGGACUCCGGCAUCAUCUCCAUCGACCACGGCGCCAAGGUGGCGAAAAGCCCGUGCGUCAUCACCGGCACCGACACAAGCCGCAGGCAUUUGAUGAUUUCUGUAUGGUCGUCGCGAGACCAGGUGCCGGAAGGAGCCGUUCCAGCAACCUUGCCGUCUUCUCCGCCCUCCGCCGCCCCAAUCAACACCGCACACCUGUCCGUUUCGCACAAGAGCUACACCCAACCAAAGUUGGCUUACUACACUGUCAUGCUUAGAUAUCUCUGGAGAUCCCCGUCACCUCCGCCGCCUAAACCUAACGGCGGCCACCCCGCCCCAAUUCCUCCGCUAGUCCCGGCUGCGUUCUACUACGUGGUAGGCAAGCUAGGGGAGCAGGAGAUGUGGACCCAGCCCUUAUACCCCCCUACCCCACAACAAGUGGCCGCUGAAAGCAGGCUUCCAAAUAACUACCCAAACCCCCCUACUUACAGCCCCGCAGACUUCCACUUCAUCGGCCAUUGCAGGCUCUUCUUCGUCGUGAAUGACCCGAUGGAGGCCGACCACGACAAGCUCACCCUCAUAGUGAAGGUCCCUCUACCAGCUACUACCCCCAACAAGUACGAUGUGUUGGGAAGUGUCGCCGUCCCCGUGGACCCCAAUAAAAUGGCGUCGCACAAGGAUCUCAAGCUGAAAAAUGGGGACAAGGACCCCGGGCUUAAACUAUCAGCCAUGAUGCUGGUCGACAAAUCAUACCACGUGUUUGAUGACGUGGAUUCUUGCACAAGCGAUCGUCUCCCCACCGACCGCGACCCGAGGCAACCCAAACCGGUCGCGAUAGCGGUUCUAGAAGUUGCUAUACUUAGUGUGACGGGCCUCGUUCCCACGAAAGAACGUAACAGGGUCCCAACGACGGACCCCUACUGCGUGGCCAAGUACGGCAGGAAGUGGUGCAAGACACGCACGGUCAUCGGUAGCGGCGCAACCGCCCGCUUCCAAGAGCCCUACAUUUGGGAAGUCUACGACCCGAACACAGUUCUCACCGUCGGCGUGUUCGACAACAACCAGGCUGCGGCGAGCGGCGGGAAGAAGGAGGGGGACAAGAACAUCGGCAAGGUUCGGGUUCCCAUCUCCACCCUGCUUUUUGACGGCAAGAAGCGGAUCAAGUCUUAUCCCCUCUACGCCAUACAUCCUGAGCUAGGCCCGCAGGUAAGGAUAAUGGGCGAGUUGCACUUGCAGGUCGCGCUCGAGCCGACAAGCAUGUGGGGUUUCGUCUCCGCGUACUUCCGACCUCUUCUCCCGCCGUCGCACUACGAAAGACCGAUCCCGCUCGAGCAGACGGCGGACCUCCGGAAGUACGCGGUGGACGUGGAGUGCAAGGUUCUGGGGAGGCGGGAGCCCCCGCUGGGGGAGAAUGUGGUGAGAUUCAUGACCACGGCGGAGCAAGGCUACAGCAAGCGGGUGACGGACACGAACCUAGCGCGGCUCUACCGCGCCUCGGGUUUAAGGGCACUGUGCCAGUUUGUGGACCACGUCGCCAGCUGGAAAAGCCCCGUCACGACCCUACUCUCUCUCGAGCUCGUUUUCUUCUUCCUCUUAUACGCAGACCUCAUCUUCCCGGUCGCCCUAGCCUACUUUAUCUAUUGUGGAAUUUAUAAUCUCGUUGUGCGCAUCUGGUCAGAAUACCCUACGAAACCGCCGAGAUCAAUAUGGGAGGAACCGCCCAUCGUUUACAUAGCUCAACACCAGAUUACGCAACCGGACGAUCUUGACGAGGAAGGGGACACGCGCGAGACGAGUCGGAAGCCGGAGGUGGUGAAGAAGAGAUACGACAAUCUGAGGCUUCGGGCUGCCUAUGUUCAGAACGUCGUGGGCGACCUUGCAAAUCAAGCGGAAAGGUUUCAGAAUAUACUGAGUUGGAAGAACCCAUGCAUGACUGCCAUCGCUAUGGUCCUCACCAUUGCUCAACUGAUACUGCACUCGUUUGUGACAGGAUUUUCUUUCGUGGUUGCCUUUUGUCUUCUUUCUCAUCCAGUGGUGUGGAAUUCCGGAUACAUGAAAAGUCUACUCCUUCAGCCUAUCAAGCUUUACCGCCGCCUCCCUAUCAACAACUAUUAUAAUCCUUUGCCGUGAUCGACAAGAUCUCAUCAUCAUAAACUAUUUUCAUCAUUAUACUGUAUAAUAAGGUGUUUAAAUGUAACGUUCCUUUUUUCACGAAUCUAUUUAUUUGAUGCGUUUUUUUAAAUUGGAAUGGUUUGGGGCUUUGGCAUGCACUUUAUUCCAUAAAAUCCCAUGGACCAUGUUGCUUUUAUUUUACACUCCCUCUGUCCCG